Messenger RNA from Apis florea (little honeybee), 807 nucleotides. RefSeq lists its product as uncharacterized. The record is from RefSeq and is a predicted model, not a curated record. Lineage: Eukaryota; Metazoa; Arthropoda; Insecta; Hymenoptera; Apidae.
AUAUAAGGAGUCAAGUUCCACUAGAAGUCAUUCAAGUUAUAUUCGUGGAUAUACACCAUGAAGGUAUCAAGUGCAUUCGUUCUUUUCGCCUUUCUCACGAUGGCAUUAUCAGGCACAUAUACUCUGGCACGGCCCAACGAUCAUACCAUCGGCGAGAAACAAUUAAAAUCUGCUAAUACCAUACACGAAAGAAGUAUAUCAAAGCUCGUGGACGACAAACUUAUAGAUACCACGUUUGAGAUCGGAUUAUCCAAAUUCGAGGCAAUCAAAACUAUCAAACUUGCCAUUUUGCGUAUGUUAUCCACUCAAAUCGAAGCUUUAACCGUUCGCGUUCAAAAGAGCGACGUUCUCGAUUUAUUGAAUUCGCCCAUCACCAAAUUUAUCUCCGAGGAAAUUUUAGGUUCGUUAUUAUUAUCGGACAACAAAAAUAUCUCACCUUUUAAUUUACAACAACAAUCACUCGAUGCAUUUUUGUUACGCGAAAAUAUGGAAAUCCCAGUGAUUCACGAAAAUACAAAUGUAAAAUUACCGUUGAUGGAGCCAUCGUUCUUGGAAAAAGAAGAAGAAUCUUUGCCAGUACCCGGUAAUGAAGAAUUCUCUGUUCAAAAAUUUUAAAGAUGUAAUAAUAUUUUGUCUUUGGGCGAUUAGGCGUCCAAUGUCUGUCGAACAUAUAUUUUUUGGAUUUCGUCAUGCAAAAGUAAAUCUAACUUUGUUCACGAACUUUCUCUUCAUAUUAAACGAGAGAUAAUGUUUAUUUUAUUUUAUCCUAUUGUUUAUUUAAAAGAGAGAGAGAGAGAAAGAGAGAGA